Messenger RNA from Humulus lupulus (European hop), 3177 nucleotides. RefSeq names its product pentatricopeptide repeat-containing protein At1g76280. The record is from RefSeq and is a predicted model, not a curated record. The transcript is spliced from 15 exons. Gene Ontology annotation, molecular function: protein binding. Lineage: Eukaryota; Viridiplantae; Streptophyta; Magnoliopsida; Rosales; Cannabaceae. Bases 302 to 2728 code for a protein of 808 amino acids.
UUCAAACUACUGCUUCUUCUUCUUCUUCUUCUUCUUCAACAAUCACUCCCUAAACCCAAACACAGUGCUUCUUUAUCCAAACCUAUUCCUUCUUUCCUCAAUUUCACACAAAAACCCUUAAACCCCUAAAUUCUCUCUCUGCCGCCUCUGCCUCUCCAGUUUCCUACUCCGGCCGCCCAACUUCGCCGGUUCUCAGCCCUUCUACGCUCUCAGAUUUUUCAGAGCAAAAUUGCGGUCUUUCGCAAAAUGUUCAACCCUAAAUCAUAAUGUGAGGGUUUCUACUGAAGGAAGUUAUAGUAUCAUGAUGUACAGAACAUUAACGACGAUCCGACUGCGUUCGUUUCCCGAUUCGUUGCGUAAAUCAAUAACACAAGAACAUGGAUGGAGUGGUGCGGCAAAGGAAGCAAUGUUGUCUCGAAAUUUUACAACUUCUAAACACUCAAUCACAAAAUCCAUGCAGAUGCAAAUUGUUGAUGCGCUAUGCUCUGGUGAAAGAAGCAAAGCUUCCAGUCUGCUUUUAAGUCUUCGUCAUGAAAAUUACUCUCUAAGGGCUAAUGAUUUUGUUUUCAUCCUUAACUACUGUGCAAGAUCACCUGACCCAUUGUUUGUCAUGGAGACUUGGAGAGUGAUGGAAGAAAAUGAGAUCAGCCCGGAUACCAUAACUUCCUUGCUUAUGAUGCGUGCACUCUGCAAAGGCGGUUACCUGGAUGAGGCAUUAAAUUUGAUAAAUUUUCUUGGAGAAAGUCUUGGCAUUUACCCGCUCCUAUGUAUUUACAAUAGUUUUUUGGGUGCCUGUGCCGAAACACAAAGUAUAGGUCAUGCUAAUCAAUGUUUGGAUCUGAUGGAUCGUAGAAUGGUAGGGAAAAAUGAAGUUACUUACUCAGAGCUUCUCAAGUUAGCAGUUUCGCAAAAGAACUUGUCAGCGGUCCAAGAGAUAUGGAAGGAGUGUUUCAGAAAUUACAGUCUCAACAUUUUCUCUCUCAAAAGAUUUAUUUGGUCUUUUACUAGACUGGGAGAUCUAAAAUCUGCUUAUGAUGCUUUGCAGCAGAUGGUGUUUUUAGCCAUCAGGGGUAGCACUUCAUUUAGCAGUACUGAAGGAAAGCUUUGUUUUUCCAGAUUAGACAUUCCCAUCCCUUCAAAACAUGAAUGGAAACAAUUUUAUUUGACCAAGUUGGACAAUGAUGCUAGUAAUAAAGACCAGGCCUCCGUAUUUAGUGUCAAAGUUAGAGAGACUGCUCAUGUUCAAGUAAGAAUGCCAAAUCCUUGUGAAAGUAAGCCUGUUAUGAAAGCUCUGAGGCAGUCUUUCAAUGAUGUCAUUAGCGCGUGUGUCUAUUUAAAUAAUAAUGGUCUUGCAGAGCCAUUGUUAGCACAGAUGCAAGUGUUGGGUUUGCAACCAUCAAGUAAAACCUACGAUGGUUUUAUUAGAGCAGUUGUUUCUGAGAGGGGGUACAGUGCUGGCAUGGAAUUGUUGAAAAUUAUGCAACACAAAAAUUUGAAAGCAUUCGACCGGACUGUUGCAACCCUUUCAGUGAGUUGCAGUAAAGCUCUAGAGUUGGAUUUAGCUGAGGCUCUGCUUCACCGAGUAUCCAAAUGCCCAUAUCCACACCCUUUUAAUGUUUUUUUUGCUGCAUGCGACACAUUGGACCAACCUGAGCGUGCUGUGCGGGUAUUGGCCAAGAUGAGAAAUCUAAAACUUCUGCCAGAUAUUAGGACAUAUGAGCUUCUGUUUUCUUUAUUUGGUAAUGUGAAUGCCCCGUAUGAAAAGGGAAAUAUGUUGUCACAUCUAGAUGUUGCUAAAAGAAUAAAUGCCAUAGAAAUGGAUAUGGCAAAAAACGGUGUCCAGCACAGUCAUUUAUCAAUGAAGAACUUGUUGAAAGCCCUUGGAGCAGAGGAGAUGAUAAAAGAACUUAUCCACUACUUCCAUGUUGCAGAAAGUCUAUUCAGUCGUAGCAAAAUAUAUCUUGGAACACCCAUUUACAAUACGGUGUUGCAUUAUCUUGUUGAAGCUAAGGAAAGUGACAUGGCAAUUGAACUAUUCAAACAUAUGAAGUCUUGCAGUGUCUUGCCCAACGAUGCAACUUAUAAUAUAAUGAUUGAUUGCUGUAGUACCUUAGGAAGCUUCAGAUCUGUUUGUGCUCUUGUUUCCAUGAUGAUUCGUGAUGGGUUUUAUCCACAGGCAUUGACUUUCACUGCUCUAAUGAAGAUUCUACUGGAGUAUGAGAAUUAUAGUGAAGCUUUAAACCUUUUGGAACAAGCCAUUUCAGAAGGAAUUCAACUUGAUGUUUUGUUGUUUAAUACCAUUCUUAAGAAAGCAUGUGAAAAGGGGAUGCUUGAUGUGAUUGAGUUUGUUGUUGAGCAAAUGCACCAAGAAAAAAUUCAGCCAGACUCAUCAACCUGUAACUACGUGUUCUCGGCAUACCAUGGCCGUGGUUUUCACAGCACAGCCGUGGAAGCAUUGCAAGUAUUGAGCAUGCGUAUGUUAGGAAAAGAAUAUGGCGAUCUUUCGAAAGAGAUGGAGCUCGAAUACAAUUUUAUCCUUGCUGAAGAGAUGGAAGCUGAAUCAAGAAUAUUUGAUCUGUUUGAAAAUUUCCAGGAGGACCGAGCUGUUGCCCUUCUGAAUUUGAGAUGGUGUGCCAUGCUUGGUUUUUCAAUUUCUUGGUCACCUAAUGAGAGUUCAUGGGCCAAAAGACUCUCAACUAACUAUAAUACCCGGAAAGGACACAGUUGACAGCUAACACAAAAUUGGUAAUAUUCCUAGCAAUUUGUUUUUUUUUUUGAAGUGCUGUGCUGAGUUAAAAUUAACUGGGUCUGCUCGGCAAGGCAUAAUCUUUGGCCAGAGUUACGUUGUGGAUGACUACCCAGUAGUAGUACUCUUUGGCUGGCAAACUUAGCCGGGGCUCCAAGGUAUGCCAUCGGAGGCUACCUCAUUCAUUCUGGUAUUCAUUUUUAUUUAUUAAUUUUGUUUUUUUAUAUAAUUUAAAUGCUCUAACAUAAGAUGGGAAAAUUCUUGGGAUGUAUAUUUUCAAGUCCCUGUUAGAAUUUUAAAUACCAAUUGUAUCAUCCUGGUUGCAGUUUCUGUGGAACUUCGACUAGCGAAGAGCAAAGUAAUAAUUGAAAUUAAUUUGGUAUUGUUACUUCAUAUAUAUAUGUAUUUAUGUAAGUUUGUGUUGAGACUUA